UGGGCUCCUAAGCACACCAAAAACCAUAAACAGAGGAAGGAAGCUCUCAUUUCGUUUUCACCUCCCUCUUGAAAUUUCUGGGUUUCGUCGGCGGCGAACUGAGACUUGUAUCGCCGGAGAAUGGAGUUUACGGCGGCCGAUCGUCUUGGAAUUGAGGAGAACAGCAGGGGCAGCAUCAUGACGUUCUCUUGCCGUCGCGUAUCUCGGGAAUCCUAAGAACCGCAUUUCCAGAGAAAAUCCUACGCAAAAGCGACUUUUACUUGGCAGAGUUUCGAAGUUAUUCCAUGCUUUGUUUGGCAAACUGGAGGCAGAAGAAACUAUAUAAUAUUGGAGAUUAAAAGGUACUUGCUACUUGUUCUUCUUCUUCUCGCUCCGGAGCCUCGAAUUUAGCUAAAAUCCGGAUUAUUUUUCUCCAAGUUUUCUUGAUUUCUGCUUCGAUUCAUCGAUCUCAGUCGCGAGAAGAUUCUGUGGAGUUGUCAGUGAAGGAUUUCGAUCGAUGUAUCGGCAUUAGAACCCUCUGCUUUUUGUUUUCGGGCUUUGAAUUUGUAAUUUCGGUUUUUAGUGAAAAGUUUAGCUUUUCGUUCUCGAAUUUUGUAAUUGAUUGCGGAGAGAAAAUAGAUUAGUAUAAUAGGUAGAGAAUCAGGCUUAAUUUUUUUGAUUAAGCUCGAGAGGAAGCUUUAACCUUGUGGAAAUGGAGGAAGUUUGUGAAGACGAUCGGACGUUCUGAAUUUUUUUUGUUCUCGUGAAUUUGAUCACGCCGAUCAUGCCUUUUCCAAUGAAAAUCCAACCGAUCGAUUUUCGCACGAGUCCUGAAGAACUGACUCUGUUCGAGCCGGUCAAGCCGGUGGCGGCGAAGUCGCGGCUCAAGCGGCUGUUCGAGCGGCCGUUCACGAACGUAUUGAAAAGCUCAGCGGCGACGGAGAAGACCAGCGGAGGAAUCGGAAUGGAAGAGCUGCAUUUCAACAAAGACGGAGGCGGCGGAGGAUCGGCCGAGUUCGAGCCGAGCUCCAUGUGCUUGACGAAGAUGGUUCAGAAUUUCAUCGAGGAGAGCAACGAGAAGCAAUCAUCGACUGCGGCGCGGUGCAGCCGGAACCGCUGCAACUGCUUCAACGGAAACGACAGUUCGGAAGACGAAUCGGAGCUGUUUGGCGGUUUCGGCGACUCCAACGUGGCGUCCUCUGCCGAAUCAUGUGAGCUUCUCAAGGGUUUGGUUUCGUGCCAGAGCGUGAGCGAGAGGAACCUGCUAGCCGACACAGCGAAGAUUGUUGAGAGAAACAAGGCCUGCUGCAAGCGGAAAGACGACACCUGCAGAACCGUCGUUUCUGAUAGUCUGUUAGCUCUCGGAUACGACGCGUCGGUCUGCAAAUCUCGUUGGGAAAAAGCUCCGUCCUAUCCCGCCGGAGAAUAUGAUUACAUUGACGUGAUCGUCAAAGGAGAGAGACUGCUGAUCGACGUCGAUUUCAGAUCGGAAUUCGAGAUCGCACGGCCGACGAAGAGCUACAAGGCGAUUCUCCAGACGCUUCCGUACAUUUUCGUCGGGAAGCACGACCGGCUGUGGGGGAUCAUCGCGGUGGUGUCGGAGGCGGCGAAGCAGAGCUUGAAGAAGAAGGGGAUGCCAGUUCCACCGUGGAGAAAAGCCGAGUACAUCAGGGCCAAGUGGCUGUCUCCUCACACUAGAGCCACACCGGCGCCGUCCGAUUCGACUCAGCCACUGAUCGGGUCAGGCGACUCGGGACUGAGUCUGGGCGGGACAAGCUCGGUUGAGGAUGGUGAGUUGGGCGACGAGUCGGUGUUUGAGUUGUCGGCGAGUUCCGGUGAGGAAGAGAAGGCGAUGGAGGCGGCGAAGGAGUGGAAGCCGCCGGAGCUGAAGCCGAAAAGAUCGGCGGUGACCGGAGUAAAAAUCGUGACCGGUUUGGCUUCUGUCAUGAAAUAUGAACCGUAAAAUUUUGAUAAUUUUUGAAACUUUUUUGUUUUAAUUUUACUUUUGACUGUUAGAGGAAGUGAAAUAUCGUAUAUGCCCCUGUAUAUGCUUUAUAUGGUAGAGCAUAACAACCGUUUGAUCCCUUCUAUAUUUUUGAUGUAAGGGUCGGAUUUACUAGUAGCAAAAAAUAAAGUGAUAUUUUUACAAAUUUCA
Molecule: messenger RNA, 2134 nt
Organism: Pyrus x bretschneideri (Chinese white pear)
Lineage: Eukaryota; Viridiplantae; Streptophyta; Magnoliopsida; Rosales; Rosaceae
Exons: 3
Coding region: 764-1942 (392 amino acids)
Source: RefSeq, a predicted model, not a curated record